UUUGAACCAGUAGCGCGUCAGUCAAAAAGUAACGCAACAAAUAGGCGUGUUUCGCUACUUUCUUAUGUGUUUGUUGCAGACGUUUCUUGCUUGAAUUAAUAAUGAAGUAUCUGUGAAUUGUGUGUGAAAUUGAAAAAAGAAAAAUGAGUAAAAAUAAAGUUCGCCAGCAUUCUAGUCGUCGUAAACGGUACAAAGAAGUGGUUCAAUCACGUGUGAACAGUAAAACUCCUGUUCAAUAUACUCGUCGAUUAAAAACAAAAAAGCAUAAAAAAUUAAAAAAUAUUGGCGCAAAUAAUUCAAAUUUAGGUAUGUUCUACUUUUUUUCUUUCUUUGUAUUUCAUUGCAAUCCUACUCUCUCUAUAUAUAUGUGCAAUUGUUAAUUGUCUAUUCAUCAGAAAUAUACAAUCGUCCACCUAAAUUUAAUGAUGAACAUUAUGUUCCAGCUAGUUUUAAACAAAUGUUACUUAUGAAAGAUGGUAAAUGGAAAACUCUGUUUGAUCCAGCUGUUGGAGAUACUAAAGGUAUGAAGAAAAAAGAUGAUCCAGUUCCUGUCUUGAAACAAGGUAAACAUGAAUCAGAUGCUCAUUAUUUGGGACGACUUCAUAAAGAAGUUGAAGAUGAAUUAAACAAGGUGGAAUUCUCCAAGAAACAACGAACUGAACUUAUUCCUAUUACAGAAGUUAAACAAAGUAAAAAGAAACGUAAAGCUAUAAAACGUUUAAAUGAGAAACGUAAAGAAAAACGUUUACGUACUAUUGAAAAACGUUUAACAGGGUUUGAACAUUUACAAGAUAAAGUGAAAUUCAAUGAAGUUGUUAUGGCACCUCCAUUACAAUUGACUAAACCUAAAAUGGUAUUUAAGAAAAAAUUGGAUCAAAUACAUAGUUUAGACAAAUUGUUAACAACAUGAAUUACAAUCCUAUCCUUUGUACAUCUAUGCUGAUUUCGAUUAAUUAUAUAAAGAGAAUUGUUGAUACAUACUGAACUGAGAUUUCAUUGUUCUAGAUUAUACUUUAACUAGUGUAGUAGUGUUCAUUUGUUGAGGGUUAAAGAUAAAACAAUAAUU
This is a messenger RNA of Schistosoma curassoni, 1066 nucleotides long. The record is from the annotation of a GenBank genome assembly. NCBI's taxonomy places the organism in Eukaryota, Metazoa, Platyhelminthes, Trematoda, Strigeidida, Schistosomatidae.